Messenger RNA from Octopus bimaculoides (California two-spot octopus), 1424 nucleotides. RefSeq names its product kelch domain-containing protein 10. Gene Ontology annotation, biological process: positive regulation of stress-activated MAPK cascade. Lineage: Eukaryota; Metazoa; Mollusca; Cephalopoda; Octopoda; Octopodidae. Gene Ontology annotation, molecular function: protein binding. The record is from RefSeq and is a predicted model, not a curated record.
GAAUAUUUAUCUCCACCGCUCUUAACCGAGCCCCGAAGUCAUGGCAGAGGGAAGCAGUCCAAUGUCGUUGCUAAAAGUCCAGACAAUAAUUCCUCGACAGAAUAAUGAAAACCCGAACCCUCGUUACACUGUGUAAGAGGUGAGUGUACCUGAAGUCGUGGGCAUUGAAAUAGAAACAUUUCCAGUAUUGAAUUGGUUCUUGCGCAUGCGUGGAUCUGUGUGCAUGUUUGCAAACAAAUCUUUUUGGACGCGCGAAAACAUGCAUUGUGAAAACACAGAUAUACCAAUUGAACGAAGUGGACACCGAAUUAUUGUUACAGCCAACCACAUAUUUGUUAUUGGUGGAUUUAACCCAACCUACUCAGACUUGUUUAAUGAGGUUUGGUCUUUCAACAUAUCAACAAAUGUAUGGACAAAGUUAAAAACAACAGGUCCAGCACCAACGCAGGUUGCUUCUCAUUCAAUGUGUCUUCUUGGAAACUGCAUAAUUGUGUUUGGUGGAUCAGGCCUGCCAUUUGGCAUGAACAGUAGCAAUGACAUUUAUCAACUCGAUCUUCUCAAGCAAGAAUGGCAACUUAUUCCCUGCCAACCAUUAAAUGGUGAUGCAGCAAAUUUCCCUUCAAAGAGAUAUGGACAUACUAUGCAUCCAAUUGACAAUUACAUAUACAUCUGUGGCGGUACAGAAGGUACAAUUUACAUGUUGGAUCUUUACCGUCUUGAACUUAGCACAAAAUCUUGGGAAUAUAUUGAAUGUAAAAACCCGCCAGAACCAAGAUACCGGCAUGAAACUGUAGUUGAGGGCAAAAAAUUAUAUAUUUUUGGAGGAGGUACCAAUUCUUCUGUUUUUGAUCUGAUUAAGAUUCCAGUUUUAGACUUUGACACAUUCUGUUGGUCUUACAUCACAAGCUCUAGAGACAUUAAGAAUGAUUUACCAUCAGAUAGGAAAUGCCAUGGCUGUGUUCAUUAUAAACAUUAUGUAUAUAUUUGUGGAGGUACGAAAAACAAAAUGAUUUUCAAAGAUGUUUGGAGAUUCUCUUUAAAAUCUCAUAGAUGGACUUAUGUUGGAGAAAUGCCUAAGAAUUUAUACUUCCAUGGAUCUGCUGUUUCACCUAAUGGUUGCAUGUAUUUAUUUGGUGGUGUUACUGAAAAUGAACAAAGAGUUAACACACUGUUUAGAAUGCAACUGGAUGUACCAAGCUUACAAGAAAUGUGUUGGAGAUAUAUUUGUCAUUAUAGUUCUCAUUUAUACUUGAAGAAAGCAAAUGAACUUCGAGAAAUUGGUAUUCCUUCACACCUGAUCAAGAGAAUGACUAAUUGCCUACUAUAGAUUUAUAAAUUUAUGAUAUUAAUUGUUGCUAUUUAUUUACUAUUAAUUAUUUGUGAAGAAUCUGUUCACAAAUUAUUAAAACUGUUUUCAAAAAAUU